This is a messenger RNA of Rotaria sp. Silwood1, 763 nucleotides long. The record is from the annotation of a GenBank genome assembly. Lineage: Eukaryota; Metazoa; Rotifera; Eurotatoria; Philodinida; Philodinidae.
UUUAGCUGCUGUCUUACUUGAACCAAUACUUGGUGAAGGUGGUAUAAUUGUACCAAGUGAUGAUUAUUUUCCGGGUGUACGUCGGUUAUGUGAUAAAUAUGGUGCUUUAUUAAUUGCUGAUGAAGUUCAAACUGGUAUGGGACGAACAGGAAAAAUGUUUUGCGUUGAACAUUGGAAUGUUGAACCAGAUAUAUUAUGUUUGGGAAAAGCUUUCGGUGGUGGAAUUAUGCCAGCAGGUGCUUUUAUUGGUUCAGAAAAAUUAUGGACACCAAUAUUUUCAAAUCCAUUUUUACAUACAACAACAUUUGGUGGUAAUCCAUUGGCAUGUGCAGCUGCCAUUGCAACAAUCAAUGUUUUACUUGAAGAAGGUUUGUGUGAACGUGCACGAACUGUAGGUGAUAUAUUCUUAAGUAAACUUAAAUCAACUAUUAAACCAUAUACACCACAUAUAGCACUUGAUGCUCGUGGUAAAGGUUUAAUGUUAGCUUUAGAAUUUCCUGAUACAGACAUUGGUUUUCGUGUUGCAAAAGGUUUAUUUCGAGAAAAAAUUCUUGUUGCUGGUACAUUAGUUAAUGCUAAAACAAUACGUAUUGAACCACCAUUAACAAUAACAUUAGAACAAGUUGAUACUGUUAUUAAUGCAUUAAGUAAAGUAUUAAAAGAAAUUGCAAGUGAAAUGAAAGUUCAAUUCAUAAAUGAAUCAAUUGUUAAACCUAUGCCAAUAAAUAAUCUUCAACAAACUGUACUUUCAAGACAAUUGUAA